GUCAACUCCUGUUGGAUUGUCACCCAUAAAGGCUUCUUUUGGGGCCUACUACCUGUCUCUUGUUGUGAGAAAUCGAAUAAAUAGAUAUAUUGUGUACUGGGUGUUCGACCUUUAUCUUCGUCAAUUACAACUAACCCUGAGAUAUCACCCUUUCGUCCGGGGUGCUCCGCUACAUCUUGUCGCCCAACUAAAGGGGCUGGUGAAGUUCGAGCAGUCCACAACAGCCAACCCAGUCCACCAGCAUCGCAACCCCAAAGUUAUUCUGGGACUGAACCCCAGAAAGAAUGGUAAUCCAUACCCCAGUUCACCAAUAUGGAACAAGAGCAAGAGGACGAGGUAGGGGAAUGUCCCCCAUGGGUACCCCCAGAGCACAUGACGGGGGCAUAGGUCAACAGGGUGAACUGCAUGAUAAGCAGCAUCAAGGUAGGCCUAGUCUAGUAGAUCCUGAGACAGCCUCAGCUUUGUGUGCGCAGCCAAACCCAAGGGGCCACUCAGUGGCGAGACUGCUUCAGAACAAUUUGCAGAUGUUACAGAGCCACGGGGCCAUAAUAGCAAAAAAUCAGUGGAAGAUAAAGAAGGCAAAGACUAAGGAGGCCGAAUUACUAGCUGGAUCGCUGUUGAAAUAUGUCACUGAAAAGAGACACACUAACCAAAACGAAGAAACUCGCGAAGAAAGUAACAUCGAGGAGUCAAGUCAUCAAGAAGAACAAGAAACCGAAUUAGUAGAAACAGAAAGACACAAAGAAAAGAGCGAAAUACCAGAAGUAGAUGUACAGAGUGAAAAAAAGGAGACAACAAGUAUAUAUGCAUCUCAACUAGGGGAUAGUAAUGAAGAGAUUAUAUGCGUCGAAAACCUGUGCCCUGUUGAAGAGUUGAAGGAAGAAGGAGAAACGAGCUCUUGUUCAGAACCAAAAAGAGGAACCAGUUUUGAUUAUGAAUUCUUAGAUUCCAAUGAUGCUUCGAACUGGCCAAUGCCCUUACCAGAUCACUUUCGAAUUGAGAUUAUUAAGCAAGGUAGUGAGACAUUCCAACAUAAAGAUGGUCCAUUUAUUUCUAUUGAUAGACAAGGCGAACAUGCUAAGGGAUCACAACGCAGUUUGACAUCAAGAUGGUUUUACUCAACUGUGGGAGACGGAAAAAAAUAUCUUCGAAAAUGGAUGAUUUACUCUAUCUCGGCCAAUAUGCUAUAUUGCUUUUGCUGUCGACUCUUUGCAUCCACGGACGAUCUGAGUAAACCAUUUGUUUCUGGUUAUCAAAAAUGGUGGAAAUUGAAUCCCGAUAUUUCACUUCACGAGGCAUCUCAUCAACAUAUAUCUAAUUUGGAAAAAUGGAAAACUCUCACAGUUGGUUUGAAAAACAAUGAAACUAUUGAUAAAGUUGAUGAAGACACUAUAAAUCGUGAGGCAAAAAAAUGGCGAAACAUACUUCAUCGACUUUUGGAUAUUACACUAUUUUUGGCUGAGGAGAAUCUUGCUUUCAGAGGCCAUAGAGAGGAUUCUUCAUCAGAAAACAGAGGUAAUUUCAUAGAAUUAGUGAAAAUGAUGGCAAAAUACGAUCCCGUAUUGAGUGAGCACUGGUCAAAACUUCAAGAAGCUGCAGGUGGAUCGCGAAGAGUACCUUCUUAUUUAUCAAAAGGUAUCCAGAAUGAAUUCAUUUCUAUUUUAAGUCAUCACGUAAAACAGAAAAUUAUUGAUGAUAUAAAAAACUCUAAAUAUUUUGGAAUUAUGUUUGACAGUACUCCAGACGAGAGCCACACCGACCAAAUGAGUGAAAUAAUAAGAUAUGUCCAUAUCGAAGAAGGAGCUGUGGAAGUUCGGGAGUGUUUCUUAGGUUUCUUUGCUAUGUCAGGAAAGACGGCAAGGUAUAUGUCAAAUGAUAUCCUAAAGCAGCUAGAGAAAGAUGGGUUAGACAUUCAACUUUGUAGAGCUCAGGGCUACGAUAAUGCCGCCUCAAUGUCUGGUGUGCAUGGAGGAGUCCAAAGGAAAAUCCGAGAUAUCAACCCUAAAGCAUUAUUUAGCCCUUGUGCAAAUCACUCAUUAAAUCUUUGUGGUGUACAUUCCUUCGCAUGCGUCCCUUCAAGUGUAACCUGUUUCGGCACUUUAGAAAAAUUAUAUUCAUUCUUUUCUGUUUCCACCCACAGAUGGGAAAUACUGACACAAAAGGUUGGAAAAACUUUGAAGAGAUUGUGUGAUACACGCUGGAGUGCUCACCAUGAUUCCGUUAAAGCUGUCAGACAAAAUGUAGAACAACUGAUCCAUACGUUGGAAGAAAUGUGUGAUCCCUCGAAAGAAAAUUUGGACACUAGGUCUGCAGCAAGGGGACUACUUCCUGCAAUAUGUGACUUCACAUUCUUAUGCUACUUGGAGUUCUGGAAUAUGAUUUUGGAAGAAGUUAAUCACACCCAAAAAUAUUUACAAACGCCUGAAAUCACACUUGACAUGGGUUUGACAAAAAUGAAGGCACUGCAAUUGUUUCUUGUCGAGGAAAGAAAUACGCUGGUCAAUACGGCUAUACAAUUUGGCACGCACAAAUGUAGAGAAAUGAGCAUAGAUAUUGAGAGACGUGGCCGACGAAAAGUCAAAAAGAAUCUACCCGGAGAAACUACAUCUGAUGCUGGCUUAACUUUGCAAGAGGAAGUUCGCAGGUCUAUGUUUGAGUGCUUGGAUAGAUUUAUUCAAGAAUUGGCUACAAGAUCCACUGCUAUGGAAAACAUAUCUAGCACCUUCCAUAUUGUACAAUCAAAAUUCCUGAUAGAAGCAUCUACGGAAAAUGAACUUGAACAGGCCAUAGAAGCACUCAACCUAGUCUAUGGUGACUUUGUCAAGGAAGAAGUAUGCAAAGAAGUAUACAGAUUGCGAAGACAUCUUGAAAAAAUUCAAUCUUUAUCUGUGACAAUAAUAAAUAUUGUUCUGUUGGUUCUGAGGAUGGCGAUGGCUGGCCUUCUUCUUUCCAGCCAUGUGCUUUUCAGGCAUUCAGAUUUUGGCCUCUCCACAUGA
Phaedon cochleariae (mustard beetle) is the source of this 2996-nucleotide messenger RNA. NCBI's taxonomy places the organism in Eukaryota, Metazoa, Arthropoda, Insecta, Coleoptera, Chrysomelidae. The record is from the annotation of a GenBank genome assembly.